Messenger RNA from Lagenorhynchus albirostris (white-beaked dolphin), 1776 nucleotides. RefSeq names its product coiled-coil domain containing 38 (gene CCDC38). NCBI's taxonomy places the organism in Eukaryota, Metazoa, Chordata, Mammalia, Artiodactyla, Delphinidae. The coding region runs from base 1 to 1776 and encodes 591 amino acids. Gene Ontology annotation, cellular component: centrosome. The transcript is spliced from 14 exons. The record is from RefSeq and is a predicted model, not a curated record.
AUGUCGCUGCGCACCGCAGGUCUAGCAGAGGCUGUGCGGCUCCUGCCGCUGGCGGCCGGCGGUAGAGGGGACAGGUCCGCAGGCGGCGCCGCCCCGGGGCCAGCAAGGAGGGGCGGGGCGGGGGCGGGCGCUCGUAGCAGCUGCCAGUCCAGACCGCUGGGGAUGCGCGCCUCCCCCCACUACGAACCGGCAAGAAGAGUACCAGCAACGAGAAUGAUGAUUAGUAAGGAAACUGCGGCUCUGCGGAGGGGAGAGAGAAAGGCGGGCUGCGACGAUCACGUGACCUGGCGGAAAGGAGUCACCGAGGGCGAGGGGGCCCGGAGAAAAAUUUAUGAACACAGCAUGAAAAUCUACCAAAAGUCUACUUUUUCAUCCCGAAUGAAGAAUCGUUCAUACCUGGGCCAAAUGGGAAUCUUCGCUGACACAGGUGGUACCUCAACUGAAAAACCGGGGCUAGAUCCCACUCUUAGUCUCAGAUUUACAGAAGGUGCAGACACAAAAAGGACUGUCCAUGAAUUUAUUAAAGACCACAGAGACAGAUUUAUGCUCGAGUAUGCUCUGUCAACCAAAAGAGACACAAUUCAGAAGUUUGAAAAACACACAAUAAUGAAGGAAAGACAAUUCAUGAAAGCAGAAAAAAAGCUCGAAGAAGACGCAAUGGCCUUUGAAGAGUUCCUUCGAGAAAACGACCAGAGAUCUGUAGAUGCUCUUAAAAUGGCAGCACAAGAAACUAUAAACAAACUCCAAAUGACAGCAGAGCUGAAGAAGGCGAGUAUGGAGGUACAGUUGAUGAAAAGUGAAAUAGCAAAAACAGAAUUCCUCCUUAAAGAGUACAUGCACUAUGGAUUUUUUCUGCUGAAACUGUCUCCAAAACAAUGGCAAAUCCAGCAAGCAACGAAAAGGGUGUCAAAGAAUAAAGAAAAUGUGAAUGUCAAGCUUCCAAGUAUAAUGACAAAAUGGCUGGGCCGCAGGGUGCAAGUGGGCGAGGCUCGAGGGGUAAAUAGCCGAGCUGAAAGUAUCAGUUCAGAAGACAGUUCGGAAUUCUUUUUAGAUGAUGAUAUGGACUAUGAUCUGGAGCCAGAACUUUAUUUCAAAGAACCCGAAGAGUUACUUCAGGUCCUCACAGAGCUGGAAGAGCAGAAUCUUACUUUGGUACAAUACUCCCAAGAUGUAGAUGAAAAUCUUAAAGAUGUAAAUAAAAAAGAAAAACUUAUACAGGAUAAAAUAAAUACCAACAUAGAGUUUCUUUUGGAACACAAGGAAAUGCUUAAGGUUAACUGUGUAAGAGAAGAGGAAAAAGCAUCAGAACUGGAAUUAAGGUCCCGGCUAUUUAGUUUUGGAGAAUGUAAUUCAGAUGCUCAGGAAAAACUGAUAGACUCUCUUAGUAAAAAAAUUAAUCAAGUAUACAAAGUCUGCAUUGGAGAUGCUGAGGUUGGCAGCCUCAACCCAGUUCAAAAGCUGGUAAAAGUAGAGUCUCGCCUGGUGGAACUGAGUGAUCUCAUUGAAUCCAUUCCCAAAGAAACCGUGGAGGCAAUUGAGAGGAUGAAACAGAAAGAACGACGGCAAAAGUUGCGUGAAGAGAAAGUGAAAGAAAAACAAAAACACCAGGAGGAAAGGCUAAAAACUGCUCUGGAAAGAGCAGGAGCACAACCAAAGAAAAAGCUGGGAAGACAACUUAUGUACCGCUCAAAACCUCCAUCUGCUAACAAACGUGAACUACUUUUAGUCAAGGAUACAAGAACAAAAUCACUGGAGGAAGAAUAUUUUUUCACUUGA